Molecule: messenger RNA, 1278 nt
Organism: Cladophialophora yegresii CBS 114405
Lineage: Eukaryota; Fungi; Ascomycota; Eurotiomycetes; Chaetothyriales; Herpotrichiellaceae
Exons: 2
Coding region: 1-1278 (425 amino acids)
Molecular function (GO): protein binding
Source: RefSeq, a predicted model, not a curated record
AUGCGCAAGGGAAAGAGAUCCAAGAAGCGCAACGGGGUCGACACCAUGACCGAGACCGAGCAACAACAUCCUCGAGGCUCCGUUGGGCCCGUGAUGCAGGAUGGACGGGACGUAGCUAAGGUACAAGUCGAGGUUGAAACUGAGAAACUGACUCUGAACGACGACCCCGUUGACCCGGCAUUUCUUGUGCCGCUCCUCGAGGACGCCACCUCCAGCACCGAUGCGAGCUCCACCACACCACCGCCCCAAGACACGCUCCUCAAGGUCGUCAGCACCCCCGACCGCGGCCUCGCCGUCUUCACCACCCGCAAAAUCAAAGCCGGCACCCUCAUCCUCGCGGAACGGCCGCUCGUCGCGCUCUCCAAGACCGAAGAAAUUGACCCGCAAUCCAUUGAGCGCCACUUCGCCGCCCUGUACAGACCGGACCAAAAAGCGUACCUCUCCCUGUUUGACGCGCAGAAGUCGCGCAUGUCCCGCGUCGUCUCGAUCUACUACUCCAACUGCUACAACUGCGAGUGCCAGGGCGACGGCCGGGGCGAAGGGUCCUCCACCAGAGGUGGAGAUGGCUCCGGCUCCGGCUCCGCCAUCGGCGCGCUCUCAAGCCGGAUCAACCACUCUUGCGUGCCGAACGUGCAGUUCUCGUACCAUGUGGCCAAAGGGGAAAUGCGGUUUUUUGCGGUGAGGGACAUCCCGCGCGGGAGGGAGGUGUGUGGGAAUUAUGAGCGCGAUGUGUGCCAUCGCGUGGCGGAGCGGCAGAGGAGACAGCGCCUCCAUUAUGGCUUUGGGUGUGCUUGUGAGGCGUGCGUGCCUAGGACGGAGUUCUGGGCGAGGAGCGACGAGCGGAGGAGGGGGAUGUAUGAUGCGUUGGGGAGGGUCAAGGGGUUGGAGAAGAGAUGGGGACAGAAACAGGGACAGGGACAGGAGCAGGGCGAGGGACAGAGUGAGAACGAAAACGAGAAGGCUCUGAUCGUGAUGGAAGCUCUCGAUACGCUGGCCAGGCUGGAAGGCCUGUUGAUAAAGGAAGGCCUCGUCGGUGUGCCGUUGGCGAACGCGUAUAGGCGGAUGGCGAAAUGGGCGGGGAGGGAUGCCAAAACGGCCGCCACCACGCAAGAGGUUGUCAAGUGGAAGACGCGAGAACUGCAGGUCUGCGUCAAUUGUUUUGGCGGCGAUGGUCAGCGUACACAAGACAUUAGGGCCGCAUUGGACGAUUUGAGUCCUCAGGAAGAGCGAUAUGUGAUGUCUCAUGCAUGCCGAGUGUCUUCGCAUGUCUCCUUAUAG